Chiroxiphia lanceolata (lance-tailed manakin) is the source of this 941-nucleotide messenger RNA. RefSeq names its product proteasome maturation protein (gene POMP). The record is from RefSeq and is a predicted model, not a curated record. The transcript is spliced from 6 exons. Gene Ontology annotation, cellular component: cytoplasm; nucleus. Gene Ontology annotation, biological process: proteasome assembly. Lineage: Eukaryota; Metazoa; Chordata; Aves; Passeriformes; Pipridae. The coding region runs from base 68 to 493 and encodes 141 amino acids.
GCCGUGGGCGGGGCGGAAGUGAGCGGGCGGCGGCGGCGGAAGUGGUGGCGCGCGUUGGGGGCUCAAGAUGAAUUCCAGAGGCACUGCUUCUCUGUUGAAGGAUAGUAUCCCACUUACUGAGUUUUCAGCUUCAGGGCCAUUUGAAGGUCCCGAUCUUCUGCGCAGAGGUUUUACAAGUGUGAAAAGUGAAUUGUUGCCCAGUCACCCACUGGAGUUGACAGAAAAGAAUUUCCAGUUAAAUCAAGAUAAAACAAACUUUGCCACACUGAGAAAUAUUCAAGGAAUCCAUGCACCUUUAAAGCUGCAGAUGGAAUUCAGAGCAGUGAAACAGGUCCAGCGUCUCCCAUUUCUUCACAGUUCAAACAUGGCAUUGGAUACUCUGAGGGGAAAUGAUGAAUGCAUUGGUUUUGAGGAUAUCCUUAAUGAUCCUUCACAGAGUGAGGUUAUGGGAGAACCACACAUGAUGAUGGAGUACAAGCUUGGUUUAUUGUAACAAAAUAUACUCCACAAAAAUGUUUUGUGUGUGUCUUUCUACUGCAGAUCUAAAUACACGAUACUAAAUUGACACUAACAGUGUUAAACAGUCCUACAGUUAUCAUUUGCCUUCCUUGAUGAAAAGGCACAUUAAAUGUUUAAAGUCUAUAAAUUGUUCUGUGCUUGUCAAUCAAGUAAAUGUCCUGUACCUAGGUAGUUUAAAUGUCUUUUCAUACACUGCUCAGGACAAUAGCUUCUUAAAUAUGGAAAUGCUAUAUAUGUACACAAGAAAUCCAAAAAUACCCAUGCAUUUGAAAACUGACUGCUGUAGGUUAAUGCAUUUAAUGGCUGUUCUCGUGGAAGAACUUAAGAGGGAAAGGAAGGUAUUUUCCAUUGAGUAACAUUUUGUUCAUGAAAAUGUCCAUACACUUUUUAAACUAUUGAAUAAAAGUUUGCUAUAAAUGCUC